This is a messenger RNA of Nyctereutes procyonoides (raccoon dog), 1917 nucleotides long. RefSeq names its product DEAD-box helicase 53 (gene DDX53). Gene Ontology annotation, molecular function: ATP binding; RNA binding; RNA helicase activity. NCBI's taxonomy places the organism in Eukaryota, Metazoa, Chordata, Mammalia, Carnivora, Canidae. The record is from RefSeq and is a predicted model, not a curated record.
AUGGCCUGGGCCCCAGAGCAGAGAAAGGCAGAGCCUCAGCCGCGAGAUCACAGGGUCUGCCAGGAGCGCGGGGGCGGUGGCGGCAGCAGCAGCAGCGGAAGUGAGGGCGGAAGUGGCCAAGGCUGGAGCGGCCCCUCGGGCUACGUGGACCUUAGGGCCUCAGGCACCAGAGAACCACCUCUCUGCUUUAGAUUAAGGAACAAUAUGAUCAGUGUGGUGAUUGGUCGUGGUGGAGCAAAGAUAAAAGACAUCCAGGCCAGGACAAACACCAAGAUACACAUCAUAAAAGGUGACUCUGAAGCAGAGGUAAAAAUUUUUGGCGCCAGGGACAUGAAAGCCAAGGCCAAAGCAGCUAUAGAAGCCCUUGUUGAGAAACAAGAACGCAGCUCGUCAGAGUCCCGGGUUGAAAGUGUCGCACCUCAGCCCUCUGCCACAAGGGAGUUUCCUGCGGAGAGCAGUGGUGGUAGACAAGUUCAGCCACUGAUAGACUGGGAUAAAAUCAGGGCAGAAGUUGUAGGGUGGGAAAAAAGAAAAUGGGCAGAUUUACCACCCAUUACGAAAAACUUCUACGUAGAAGCUAAAGCCACAAGCUCGUUGUCUAAAGUUCAAGUAAACCUCUGGAGAAAGGAAAAUUUUGAUGUAAUGUGUGACGACCUGAAAGAUGGUAAAAAGCGCCCCAUCCCAAAUCCUACCUGUACUUUUCAGGAUGCUUUCCAACCUUAUCCUGAACUUAUGAGGAACAUUAAAAAAGCAGGUUUUCAAAAGCCAGUGCCAAUUCAGUCACAGGCGUGGCCAAUUAUUUUACAAGGAAUAGAUCUUAUUGGAGUUGCCCAAACUGGAACAGGCAAAACUUUGGCCUAUUUAAUGCCUGGCUUUACUCAUCUCAAUAAUCAACCAGUAUCGAGAGAGGAAAGGAAUGGACCUGGCAUGCUAGUCCUUACACCCACUAGAGAAUUAGCUCUUCAGGUAGAUGCUGAAUGUUCUAAGUAUUCAUACAAAGGUCUUAAAAGUAUUUGUAUAUAUGGUGCCGGAAAUAGAGAACAACAAAUACAAGACCUUACCAAAGGCAUAGAUAUCAUUAUUGCAACUCCUGGACGACUGAAUGAUCUGCAAAUGAAUAACUUAGUCAACUUACGAAGCAUAACAUACUUAGUCUUAGAUGAAGCAGAUAAAAUGCUAGAUCUGGGGUUUGAACACCAGAUAAUGAAGAUCUUAUUAGAUGUGCACCCAGAUCGGCAGACUGUUAUGACAAGUGCAACUUGGCCAGAUACCAUUCGUCAACUUGCUGGAUCUUAUUUGAAACAGCCUAUGAUGGUGUAUGUUGGUACUCUGGAUCUAGCUGCUGUUAAUACCGUGAAGCAAAAUGUAAUUGUUACCACAGAAGAAGAAAAACGAUCUCUUAUCCAAGAUUUCCUACACAGCCUGUCACCCCAAGACAAAGUCAUCGUGUUUGUGAGCAGAAAACUUGUUGCUGACGACUUAUCAAGUGAUUUAAGCAUCCAGGGCAUACCAGUGCAAUCACUGCAUGGUAACAGAGAACAGUAUGAUCGUGAGUAUGCUCUGGAGGACUUUAAAACUGGAAAAGUGAAAAUAUUGAAUGCUACUGAUUUAGCAUCCAGAGGUCUUGAUGUUAAUGAUGUCACACAUGUAUAUAAUUAUGACUUACCAUGCAAUAUUGAAGAAUAUGUACAUAGAGUUGGGCGUACUGGAAGAGCAGGAAAGACGGGUGUAUCAAUUACCCUCAUAACUCAAAAUGAUUGGAAAAUCGCUAGCAAAUUGAUUAAGAUUCUAAAACGAGCAAAUCAGAGUGUCCCAGAAGAUCUUAUAGCAAUGGCUGAGCAAUAUAAAAUGCAUAAACAAAAAAAGGACACAAGAAAAAAAUCAAAAUCGCAUGGAAAAGGCACGGAAUUUUAUUGA